AUGUGGAAACAGUUUAUUCGGCCACUAUCGGCGGGUCGAAGGGCAUGUCGGUACGGUCAGCCUACCCACGAAACACGCUCACACUCCGUAGGAGCAGGAGAAAUCACCCCAGGAAUAUCAGCAUUGGAAUAUUACCAAAGACGGAUGGUGCUUGCCAGUAAGCUUCCCAAAAAAUCCAUUGCAGUUUUGGUGGGGAACAACGUCAAGUAUGCUUCCGGUGCUGUGUUCUACGACUUUCAGCAAAACAAUGAUUUGUACUAUCUAACAGGGUGGCUCGAGCCAAACUCUGUGGCUAUCAUUGAAAAAGUCCGCGAUAACGGCAACGACGAUGAUGUGGUUUUGCAUAUGUUGGUGCCCGAGUCUGCUCCAGCACAAGAGCUCUGGGAGGGUGCACGUAGUGGUACCGCUGGAGCGUAUGAGGUGUUCAAUGCGGAUGAAACUGCCCCAAUUGACGAUUUUGAAAUGUACGUUUCCAAGCUCAUCGCACGCAAUGAUUACGUUUAUUACGAUGAUCCCAACAAAAGUUCCAAGUCCAUGUUUGCUCUGUACUUCAGUGCUCCCCAGCCCAAGUACCCCAUGCAGAGAAUACUAGACCAGCACCUGAAAUCAGUGAGAUCCUUAACAAAUCUUGUGGCUCGACAGAGAGCCGUCAAGUCUGCGAGCGAAAUCGCAGUUAUGGCCAAGGCAGGUGCUGCCUCCAGUUCUGCCAUAGAUAAGUGUAUGGCUAUGACCAACGAGCUCCAGACAGAAAACGAGCUUGCUAAACUCUUGGAGUACCAGUUUGUUCGCCAUGGCUGUGAAAAACAUGCCUAUAUUCCGGUGGUGGCCUCGGGCAAUAAUGCGCUCACCAUCCAUUACACUAGAAAUGACGAUGUUCUUAAAAAAGACCAACUAGUGUUCAUUGACGCUGGAGGGAAACUCGGAGGAUACUGUGCGGACAUUUCUCGUGGCUGGCCUGUGGGCAAAUUCACCCAACCUCAGAAAGAUAUCUACAGUGCAGUUCUAGCUGUGAACAAAUCCGUCAUAGCAAAAUGUUCGCCUGGAAUUUCUCUCCAGGAACUUCAUAAUGUGUCAGUGGAACAUUUGAGUCAGGAAUUGAAGAAUCUUCCUGGCUUUAGUGGUGUUUCCCACAGCCAAAUUGCAAACAAACUUUACCCUCAUUAUAUAGGCCACCAUUUGGGAUUGGAUCUACACGAUGUUCCAACCAUAUCCCGCCAUCAAGGACUCGUACCUGGAAACGUUGUAACCGUGGAACCAGGCUUGUAUAUACCAGAGAGUUCUCAAUGGCCCAAAUGGUACCAUGGCAUCGGGGUUCGUGUGGAAGAUAAUGUUGCGAUUACAAGCAAUGGUCACCAAGUAUUGACCAACGCAGCUAAAGAGAUCAAAGACAUAGAGCGCCUCACAGGUAAUAGUUAA
Messenger RNA from Meyerozyma guilliermondii ATCC 6260, 1416 nucleotides. Its product is annotated as aminopeptidase. Bases 1 to 1416 code for a protein of 471 amino acids. NCBI's taxonomy places the organism in Eukaryota, Fungi, Ascomycota, Pichiomycetes, Serinales, Debaryomycetaceae. The transcript has a single exon. Gene Ontology annotation, cellular component: mitochondrion. Gene Ontology annotation, molecular function: metalloaminopeptidase activity; manganese ion binding. The record is from RefSeq and is a predicted model, not a curated record.